Mizuhopecten yessoensis (Yesso scallop) is the source of this 2287-nucleotide messenger RNA. Its product is annotated as myosin-9-like. Lineage: Eukaryota; Metazoa; Mollusca; Bivalvia; Pectinida; Pectinidae. The record is from RefSeq and is a predicted model, not a curated record. The transcript is spliced from 6 exons. Bases 99 to 1286 code for a protein of 395 amino acids.
UACUGAUUGUUGACAGCUGCUAAGCAAUCCAGGAUGCAGACGAAUUUUACUUCAGAUGCUUGAUAAGCAACUCUCCUUGCUUUUCAUCUCCGGGAACCAUGAAUAAUGCUAAUCCUAAAGAUGUUGGGGAAAGAAUCCCACGAGAAAAGUUACAUGAUCAAAACGAACAGUUAACACAAAAGCACGUACAAACUUUGCAAUUUGUACAGGAAAUAGCACGUGAAAACAAGGCUCUGAAGGCCACAAUUGCUGAAUAUGAGAAAGAAAAGGAGAAAUGUAAGGAGAUCCAUGCUAUUGCUGAGGAGAGUCAGACAAGACUAAAACAGCUGCAGGAACAACUACAGCAGAGAAACGAUGAAAUUAAUGCUAUGUUACUGGAGAAACACAAAGAGGAGAGUCUAACAGAGAAGGAUCCUGAGAUGAUGAAAGUUCUUGAAGAAAAAGUAGAAGGAGGGAGAAAAUUGACAAUAGAGAAAACUGAGCUCAGGGACCAAGUGGACAGACUGGAGAGAACUAACCAACAGUUACUCCUACGACUGGAAGGUCAAACGGCCUUACAGAGUAGAAUAGAGGAAGAACAGAAAAUGCUGAAGUCAUAUAAAGAUGAAAAUGAAGAACUAAAGCGGGAACUAGAGAGUUUAAGACACCAGAAGCGCCAGCCUGUCGACUUCGAGGAGGUAGACAUGAUGAAAGCCAGAAACAACCACCUUUUACAGGAGGUACGAGAGGCAAAUCAGAAAAACAUGGAACUCAAUUUUCGUCUCAGUAAACUAGAAAAGGAGCUAGCACAACAGGAAGAGGAUAAGGACAAGUUGACCUUGAUAGAGAACCUGAAGGUCAAGGUCACUCAGAUGCAGGCAGAGCGAGGCAGUGCUCUGGAAAGAGAACGUAAUUAUGAAAAAAUGUUGAAAGAACUUCAAGCAGAAAUGAUGUCUUUGAAAGAAUCCUAUGUGAUUUUAGAAUUAGAUAAAGAGCGAUAUCGUACAGAGUACCAGAAACUAUUGGCAGAACUAAUGUAUCGACGUAAAAAAGAUUCCAUUGAUAGUGCGAGUAAGUCUUUUAAAGAUUUUGUUCAUCUGAAGAGAGAACUAAAUGAAGCUAAAAAUGAAAAUAGUGAUUUACGUCGAAUGGUGAAGCCAGCACAAUUGCCAAUGUUGAGGGAUAGUGACGGUCCGAGGAGGUUAGAUGAAAGACGUGGAUCAGGCAAUUCACAAACUUCCAAAUCCUCAAACAAUGGCCGGCAAAAACAAAACAGGACAAAGAGCUUAACUUACUUGACUAGCUGAUGUAACAACUUGUUAAAAUAGAAAGUCACUUGGCGACAACUUGGAGAUGAUGUUCUAGACAUAGGUCUGUGAUACAGUUAUGUGAAAACUAAGAUACUGGGUAGUGUUAAGUAUUAUUAUUAUUUUUUUUCAACAAAUAGAUUAUUUGUGGAUGUUUUGCAUAAAUAGUUGAUCUUGAUUUCUCAGGAACUUUGUUUAGAAUCCAUUUUAUUCCAAUGCAUGCCAUGAAAAGUCAUGUUUUAGUUUUCAUUAUGAUAUAUAAAUUAGAAAAGCCAUUUUACUUGAGUAUUUAUUGCAUUUUUGGAAGUGAUGUAUCUAGCAAUAGUGCCAGAUUUCACUUACUGAAAGAUAUCAAUUUUGCUGUGGCAAACAAAAGUAUUUUCAAUUUUUGUAUUCAUUGCAUUUAAUUAAAUCCACUUAUGCCUGUUCAGCUGAAAUGAUGGUAGAAUAAGCAGUUGUGUGUCCCCAGCCGUACUACUGGAGGUUUGAACUCCCCAAGUCAGUCAGUAAGUCACACUGUCUGGGACAAAUCUCAUAUACUCUGUCACCUACAAUUGCCAAAUUUUAUUUUCUAGUAUAUAAUAGGGUGGCACAGUGUGGCAUAGUGAAAUUUGGUUUUGUUCUCCACUAUAUAGAAGUUAUGACCCUUUGUUCAUUUUCAAUCCCAAAGCUUGUCUAGAGAUGGGAGACUGGAUUUUUUACAGUGCUUUAUCUUGAUUUGGUACAUCUUUGUUGUGUACCAUAUGUAUUUACAUAACUACACAAUUGAUCACCUUUUUGUUAAAUAACAUUAAUGACAGAGAACACUAGAAUGGCAUUGUGUAGACCAGACUGCUGGAAGCCUGAUAAGUGUAACUACCGGUUGUUAUGGUCUGCUGGAAGCCAGAUAAGUGUGACUACCGGUUGUUAUGGUCUGCUGGAAGCCAGAUAAGUGUAACUACCGGUUGUUAUGGUCUGCUGGAAGCCAGAUAAGUGUAACUACCGGUUGUUAUGGUCUGCUG